This is a messenger RNA of Hydractinia symbiolongicarpus, 1967 nucleotides long. RefSeq lists its product as uncharacterized. The record is from RefSeq and is a predicted model, not a curated record. Bases 23 to 1519 code for a protein of 498 amino acids. Gene Ontology annotation, molecular function: protein binding. NCBI's taxonomy places the organism in Eukaryota, Metazoa, Cnidaria, Hydrozoa, Anthoathecata, Hydractiniidae. The transcript has 3 exons.
UUUGUAUGUUUAGGUGUUAAAUAUGACUCGUAGUGCAAAAGAUUUACGGGCUAUUAUAAAUAUGUCCAAAUUAUCAAUUCAAGAUUACAGUUCUGAUAGUAUUUCGAGUGAAGAUGAUCCAUCUGAUCUUUCAAAUUACUUAUCAUCUCGACCAAGUUCUGCUAUGGGCGCAAGCAGUUUUGCUACAGUUACCGAAUUAACUAGACCUGGUUCUUUGUGCCAAAAAAGAACAUUGUUUUAUACAAAUUUUAAUGAAAAAGAUUUCAGACCGAAUACAGAACCUGCUAAAAACAAGGCGUCUGAUAUAUUCCAUCACCUUCCCCAUUCUGCUGGUAGAAGUACUGGUUCUUUGGAUGAAAAAAAGAUUUUAAUUUUUCCUAGUAAAUAUAUGCCAAUCCCUCCUAUAUCAAAUAACUUAUUAAAGGAAUUUGAUGCAGCAUCUUUAGGGAAGGAUGCUGUUCAGAGGGGUAAAGAUUUUGAUAGGUGGUUUCAGUACUUAGAUGGUACAAUUGUUGGUGUCUGGUUACAAGAAAGCAACAAUAUGUUAAAUCACCUUAAUGAUUUUGUCAAAACAGGAAAUAAUUAUGUAGAACUAGUUCACUUUUUCUUAACAAAUCUUCCUUUUGAAAAAUACUGCAAGUUGUUAGACCUAGAAUUUUCCAUUAUAAUGGACCAGUUAAACUUUGCUUUUCAAUCUGGCAAUGAGAACUUAAGUAACAAAGACUUGCGUAUCAUUAUGAAUAGUGUUCUGAAAGAAUAUCCAAAAGCAUUCAAUCAACGUAAAAAAGGAAUCGAGCUAUUGUUGGAUAUUAUUUCAAUUUUCUGUAGUGACAAAGGUGAGCGUUACAGAAAACUCUUGCAAAACAUUAAAUGCUCAACACAGAAUAAACAAACUGUCAAGUGGUUGUUAGCUCUUCGUGCAUUUGGCUUAAUUAGUUUCGUAUCUGGAGUGUUAAAAUUUUUUGAAAAUGUGUUAUCGUUACAACAAAAUUUCUCAGAAGCUAUUCCAAUACAGAAACAGUCUGUUGAUAUGAAUAGUUGCUGUAUUGAAGCUGUGCGUAAAGAUUAUAGUGAUGUUGUUGACUAUCUAAUUGCUCAUCAGAAUGUUGAAAUUGAUAAAGUGGUUGAUAAUAGCAAUCGAAAUCUAAUUUUCAUUGCUGCAAUCGAAGGAAAUAUUGGCAUGAUGCAUCAUUUAAACAAGUUGUCCACAACCUUAGACAUUGACAAAGCUUCAACUAAUGGGAACACUCCGUUACAUUUUGUGAUCAGCAAAAAUGACAUUGAAACAGCAACCAGUUUGCUUGAUAUGGGCGCCAAUGUAAAUAUGUGGAAUGCUGAGGCUGAUGGUGCCACCCCACUUCACAUUGCAGUAAUGUUAGGUGAAAUAAAAAUGGUUGAGUUACUUCUUCAAUUCGGUGCUGACAAAACAGUGUGUAUGGGAGUACCAGCAGACAUUACACCUCUUCUACUGGCUGAACAGCUGAAUCAUGCUGACAUUGCAGAACUAUUAAAGAGAUAGAAGAAAAACCAGUGACAUGCUGAUAAAAAUACGACACACUAUCAUUGAUUUUCUUUCCGGUGUGGGCCGAUUAAAAAACCUAAUUUAUUUUUUAGAUCGCAAUAUGUUAUGAAGUUUAGAACUUUAUAUUCACUAUUUAAAUCCUGAUCUCCGUACAGAAGUGUGUUUUGCCUAUCCCUUGCUAGUACGACAGAUGGUGGUUUUGGUAAGGGCACAUGAUUACUCCUUCUGGAAUUUCUUUCUGGUCAUAAUGACCAUAUUUUAACAGCUUUGAAUUCAAGACGAAUUAUUUUUUAGGCUCAACUUUUUUAACAACCAAUAAGAAUUCAAAACUGCAGCCACUGAGCAACAAUAACACCGACGCCAACAAAUAACUGUUAACUCUUAUUUUUAGCUGUACGUCUUGUAAUAUAUUGUUAUAUAUAUAAAAAAAGAUUUUAAAAGAGAA